GCUCCGCGCGUGCCGCACAUCAUGGGCUGCGGGCCUUCCCAGCCCGCGGAAGAGACGAGACGCGUGCCCACGCCCAAGAAGGGCUGGGAAGAGGGAUUCAAGGCUGAUGCCCGUGGGGCUCAUUCCUGGGAGAACUGCAGGCCCCAGGCUGAAGCUGCACUGCCCAGGGACUCUGUGGGAAUCCCAGAAGGCCUGGAGAAGCAGGCCCAACUGGGAAGCUUACCUGGAACCAUUCCAGAAAGUUCCCCAUCUCCUAGUGAAAGAAACAAAAGACUAAAUUCAGACCCAGUGAUCAAUGGAUUAAUCCAUAAACCCCAACCCUUAGAGAAUGGAGAGCGACAAAAGUCAUCAGACAUCCUGGAGGAAUUAAUUGUUCAAGGAAUAAUACAAAGCCACAGCAAAGUAUUGAGAAAUGGAGAAUCAUAUGACAUCAUGGUGAACAGGACUGAGAAGCCGUUGAGAAAGCCACCAGCCAGGCUGAAAAAACUUAAGCUCAAAAAUGAAGUAAAAGAUUUCUCAAUGAAGGACAUAGACGAGCAGAUGCAGGCGGUGGAGGAGCGCAGGAAGACUAAAGAAGAAGAAAUAAGAAAAACGCUAUGGGGUGACGGAAGUCGGCCCCCAGCCCAUCAUUCAGAUGCAGCUGAACCGGGUGAGACGGAGGUUCCAUUGGCCAAAAGACUUGAAACUGAGAGCUCUACUGUGUUUGAACCGUCCCACCUGCAGGAAGGAAAGCUGUUGAAAAGGAAAAAGAGUAAAAGUGACACAGCCUCAAAUGACAGAAUGUAUGGUUAUGAAGGUAUUGGGGUGGUGGAGUCAGACAUGUCCUACAACCAAGCAGACGAUGGAUUCUAAUGAGACAUUUUAUGUGAAUUUUGUGAAAAGGCACCCAGUUCUCCCCAGGUGUGACAUUCUUAGUCUGUCUCAUGUUUUCUUUGAAUGCCUCACCCCUCGCCCACUGGGAUGUGCGGUGGACUUAGAAAUGACUGUGUGAGCUCCGUGCGCUGGCACUUAGCUGAGUAAACUCAAUGGCUGUGCAGUUUUUUUAAAAAAAAGAAGAUAUGACUAGCCUCCCCAUUAUAAAGUUGUCACUCUCCUUCAGUGUGGCCUCAAACAUUGUGAUAAUGUCUUCAAUUUGUGAGCACCUUUCAGCUUGUGUUUGUGCCAAAUGAAAUCCUUUUUUUGUUCCUGCCAUCCGAGGGUCCUUUAAGACAAAUUGUAUGGACUUGUUUUAUUUUAAUGGUCUGUAUGCUUCUUGUGCUGUAUGUGUGGGUUUGUUUGUUUUUUUUUUUUUUAAUUCCCUUUGUGUUGUGAUUAAAGCAAUAGCCUAAAGUUGGUUGUAUUACAGUCUUACCCAUAUAGCUUAGGGAAGCAAUACCCACUUCUCAGAAUUAAGUGAGGUGUGGAAUUUUCUUCACAUGAGAAAAGAAGAACUUUAAUUGGGGCUGCGGUGGGAGGAGGCCCGGGGAGGGAGCGGGUAAGCUGAGAGGAGGCUAUGAUGCUAGUGG
Molecule: messenger RNA, 1505 nt
Organism: Camelus dromedarius (Arabian camel)
Lineage: Eukaryota; Metazoa; Chordata; Mammalia; Artiodactyla; Camelidae
Gene: STMND1
Product: stathmin domain containing 1
Exons: 5
Coding region: 22-852 (276 amino acids)
Biological process (GO): microtubule depolymerization; neuron projection development; regulation of microtubule polymerization or depolymerization
Cellular component (GO): neuron projection; cytoplasm
Molecular function (GO): tubulin binding
Source: RefSeq, a predicted model, not a curated record